Messenger RNA from Hypoxylon trugodes, 1353 nucleotides. RefSeq names its product carbohydrate-binding module family 35 protein. Lineage: Eukaryota; Fungi; Ascomycota; Sordariomycetes; Xylariales; Hypoxylaceae. The coding region runs from base 1 to 1353 and encodes 450 amino acids. The transcript is spliced from 2 exons. Gene Ontology annotation, biological process: carbohydrate metabolic process. Gene Ontology annotation, molecular function: hydrolase activity, hydrolyzing O-glycosyl compounds; carbohydrate binding. The record is from RefSeq and is a predicted model, not a curated record.
AUGCAUUUCCCUCGUCUGGCGCUUCUUGCGACUUUAUCAUCGCUGGCAGAAGCGAGUCUACAAAUUGUGCCGGGAGGUACAUGGACGACGUCAAACAAUGAGCACCUCCAAGCCCACGGCGGGGGCCUAAUCAAAGUAAACUCAACAUACUACCUAGUCGGCGAGGACAAAACCGGCGGCAGCGCCUUCCAAAACGUGAACUGCUACUCCUCAACCGACCUGGUGCAAUGGACAUACGAAGGCGCGCUCCUCUCACGUACAUCAUCUGGCGAUCUCGGCCCCAACCGAGUAGUCGAGCGUCCUAAAGUCCUCUUCAACGCCAAGACCAACAAAUACGUUCUGUAUAUGCACAUCGACUCCUCCAAUUACGGCGAAGCCAAAGUCGGCGUCGCGACGGGUGAUACCGUGUGUGGGAAAUACACGUAUAAAAACUCGUUCCAACCCUUGAGCCACCAGAGUCGGGAUAUGGGAUUAUUCGCGGAUGAUGAUGGGACGGGGUAUUUGUUAUCAGAGGACCGACAGAACGGAUUGCGCAUUAUGAAGUUAUCCGAUGAUUACUUAUCCGUGGCUUCGAGUACGUAUCUCUGGCCUGAUAGUAUCGAAGCACCCGCGCUAUUGAAAUUGAAUGGUCGGUACUAUAUGUUUGGCUCGAAAUUGACGGGUUGGGAUCCGAAUGAUAAUGUGUUUAGCACGUCUACAUCGCUAACUAGCGGGUGGAGCGCAUGGAAAACGUUUGCGGAUUCGGGGAGUAAGACGUAUACUUCGCAGACUAAUUAUGUACUCCCCGUCGGUUCUAACGCAGCUAUUUACCUCGGCGAUCGGUGGGUAAGCAAGAACCUCAUGGCGUCGACCUACGUCUGGCUUCCCCUCACCAUCAGCGGUACAACCGUAACCAUGGCGAACGCCGAAUCCUGGGUUCCUAACCUCGCCAGCACAUCAUCUUCCGCUUCUACCGCGAAGCCGGCCGAGACAGCGUACGAAGGCGAAGCCGCGACAUACGGCGGCAAGACGCGGGAUGUGAGCUGUGGGAGCUGCUCGGGUAGCACAGCUGCGGGUUACGUAGGCGGGCCAGACAAAGGAACCGUGACAUUUGGGGGUGUGCAUAGCGAUGCGGCUGCGCGGACCACAGUGCGCAUUCGGUAUGUAAACGGUGAUAGCUCGGCGCGAUAUGCAAAUGUGCGUGUCAAUGGUGGUGCUGCGCAGAAGAUUGCUUUCCUGCCUACUGGUAGCAGUGUGUCGAGUAGCACGUUACACGCGGAUCUUAAGGCUGGAAGCGAUAAUGAAAUUGCUAUUGAGGGUGUUGGUGAUGGAUGGGGACCAGAUGUCGAUCGGUUAAUAGUUCCUGUUCAGUAA